UCAUGAACUGUUGUAUAUGCAAGAACUAUUGCAUGUUGAAAUGCAAAACACUCAAUGUGAGAAUGAAGCAUUUUUCAAAGUGUUUGGAAAGGAACAUGAUGGAUAUGUCCGUUCUAUGGGGCUUGGGAUAACACCAUCUCGAAUCUCUAGUCGCUCUACUAGAUUAGCCUCAACCUCAUCUUCCAUCAAGGCUAAUGAGAAAAUGUUGAAAAUGCUAGCUGAGAUUGAUUCUCUUAAGGAGAAGGCUUCACAAGUUGAUUUCUUGAACGCGCAAGUUGCUUUUUUAAUGCAAAUGCAAGUGCAAAAUUCUAGAGACAAAGAGCCAACAAAUUUAGAAACAAGAGAUGGUAGACAUUCAUCUGAGUCUAGCCACCGCCUUGAGGAUCAUUGAAGCAACAUCAUUAGGGAACUUCUAAUUUUGCUACAACUGUUUUGAAUGUUCAGUCACUAGUGUUUCGUUUUUUGAAUGUUUAAACUUGACACUAUAUAUCUUUUGUUUUAGUUAAGUUGAUGUAUGGAUCAAACUUCUUACUCUUGAAUUAUGUAUAUUUUGCAUUUUAAGUCUUUAGUAAUAUAUUUUGAGAUUGUCUUCAAA
Medicago truncatula (barrel medic) is the source of this 595-nucleotide messenger RNA. RefSeq lists its product as uncharacterized. The record is from RefSeq and is a predicted model, not a curated record. Bases 17 to 391 code for a protein of 124 amino acids. The transcript has 2 exons. NCBI's taxonomy places the organism in Eukaryota, Viridiplantae, Streptophyta, Magnoliopsida, Fabales, Fabaceae.